Messenger RNA from Truncatella angustata, 1755 nucleotides. Its product is annotated as major facilitator superfamily domain-containing protein. NCBI's taxonomy places the organism in Eukaryota, Fungi, Ascomycota, Sordariomycetes, Amphisphaeriales, Sporocadaceae. Gene Ontology annotation, molecular function: transmembrane transporter activity. The record is from RefSeq and is a predicted model, not a curated record. Bases 1 to 1755 code for a protein of 584 amino acids. Gene Ontology annotation, biological process: transmembrane transport. The transcript has 3 exons.
AUGGGAUUUACGAAGGGUUUCAAGAGUCGCCUGCACUCAACCGCUCGUGGUGGGCAAGAUGACUCCAACACAGAUCCCACGCUUCAGUCAGAGGUGAUACAUCCUGCGGACCAUGAUGUCGACCAAGACACCGAGAAGCAAAGCGUUGGCUCGACUGAGCAAGGUGUAGCAACUAUAGAAGCAGCUCAAGCGAUCUGGGGAAAGAAGGGUCGGUGGCUUGUUAUCAUUGGCCUGGCAUUGGUCAUGAUCAUCUAUGAGCUCGACAAUUCAACCAUUAAUAUAUACAACAACUAUUCAACAUCUUCAUUCGAUGCGCUAACGAAGCUGGCAUCACUAAGUACAGCGUCGACCAUUGUCUUCGCCAUCGUUAAACCACCCAUUGCGAAGCUAUCAAAUGUGAUAGGUAGAGGUCAGACCUACGCCAUUACCAUCUCCUUCUACAUUUUGGCCUAUGUCCUAAUGGCUUCCGCAACCACAUUCAAUACGUAUGCCGCCGGCGCUAUCUUCUAUGCGGUUGGACAAAGUGGAACGAAUAUUCUCAACGACAUUGUGAUCUCCGAUAUCACAACAGCGAGAUGGCGUGGCUUUGCCAUCGGAAUUAGUUUCACGCCGUUCUUAGUCACACCUUGGGUUGCUGGGUUCAUUGUGGAAAGUGUUGUAGCUCCAACCGGUAUUGGGUGGAGAUGGGGUAUUGCGAUGUUCGCUAUUCUCAUGCCGUUUUGUGCGAGCUUCAUCAUUACCACACUUGUCUAUUACCAAAGUCGAGCGAAGAAACAAUGCCUGGCACCACGUACCAAACUCGGACUCCGAGAAUUCUUUUCGCAAAUUGAUUUGGGCGGCAUAAUCAUGUUUAGUGGAGGUCUUGCCUUGAUUUUGGUGCCUCUUACUCUGGCUGCAACCACACCAUCCCGGUGGCAGACACCAUAUUUAAUCGCUUUGAUUGUACUCGGCAUGGUCCUCCUUGUUGCCUUACCAUUCUACGAGAAGCUUUUUGCGCGUCAUCCAAUCAUUCCUCCGCACUAUUUCUUGAACAGAACUAUUCUUGUAUGUCUGAUACUUAUUGCCGUGGACACUAUCGGCUUCGCAUGCACGCAUACCUAUCUUUACACAUGGGUUACAGUCGCCAAGGACUUCGGGGCGAGAGACGCAACAUUCUUCACAUACACGAACGGUGUUAUGCAAUGCUUUGUUAACAUUCUAGCCGGUCUACUCAUGGGCAAGUUACGACGGUACAAAUGGAUUGCUGUCGCAGGCAGUAUCAUUCGUCUCAUCGGCUAUGGUGUAAUGCUUAGACUCAGGGGGGCCGACAACUCCACUGCAGAGAUCUUCAUUGUUCAAAUUAUACAAGGCAUCGGUUCUGGAAUGAUCCAAAACUGCCUCAUAGUUCCUGCACAGAUCUCAGUUCCGCAUGCCGAGAUGCCUCAAGUAACAGCUCUAGUUUUAUGCUUUAUGUUUGUCUGUAGCAGCAUCGGAGCCUGUAUAGCUGGUGGCAUUUACACCAAUACUAUAUCCAGCGCUAUAUGGACUUAUCUGCCUGGCCUUAGUAUUGAUGAUACUUCAGCACUCGCCAACUCCUUUACUGGUGCUGUGCCGGCUUGGGGCACUAUGGAGAGAACGGCAAUCUCUAUGGCUUUCUCGGACAUCAUGCGUUAUAUGACUUACACUGCUCUCGGCAGUUCCGUCAUUGGGUUCAUUGUUGCUCUCAUCCUUCCUGAUCUUGUGCUUCCAGAUGUCAACAACCUCGUAGAGGUUUAA